Molecule: messenger RNA, 420 nt
Organism: Schistocerca gregaria
Lineage: Eukaryota; Metazoa; Arthropoda; Insecta; Orthoptera; Acrididae
Product: cuticle protein 38-like
Exons: 2
Coding region: 34-420 (128 amino acids)
Source: RefSeq, a predicted model, not a curated record
CAGCAGCAGCAACAGCAGCGGCCAAACACCAACAUGAACAGCCUGAUCGUCCUGAGCGCCGUUCUGGCAGUAGCAGUGGCCACCCCCGGCUACCUGGGUGCUGCCCCCGCUGCAGUAGUAGCGCCGGCCGCCUACGCCGCCCCCGCAGUGGUCGCCGCCCCCGUCCACCCUGGGUACGCCGCCUACGGCCCUGCCCCCAUCGCCGUCCGCUCUGACGGCUACCUGCUGGACACCCCUGACGUGGCUGUGAACAAAGCCGCCCACCUGACCGCCGUCGCCCAGACGAGGGCCCGCGACGCCAUCAUCAACAGCGCCGCUGUGCUGGCCGCACCCGCCGUCGCCGCACCCGUGGCUUACGCCGCCCCCGGAGCCCUCGCGGCCGCCGCCCACCUUCACGCCAAAGCUGCUCUGCUGGGCUGA